AAUGUUUUUAGCGCGGAAGGAUCUGCAGGAAGCCUUUCCUAUUUAAACUAGUUCCGUAGACUGCGCAGUCGUUCAGCGGAGCCGGGUAUUGGCGCUAGGGUGGUGUCGCGCUGUGCCAUUGAACAAGAAGGCGGUAACUGGGAGUAAGGUUUAAACCAUGAGUGGCAGAGCCAGAGCAAGAGCACGCGGAAGAGCAAGGGGCCAGGAAUCGACAGCACAAGCACCUGGACAGACAGUCGUUCCUGGGCAUCAGCCUGACAAUAAAGCUUCUGGGGAUACAAAUCUUGUUGGACGAGGACGUACGGUAGGAAAUGCUGCCGCUCCUAGACCAGAAGCCGGAGAUUUGGUGGUUUCAGCUGGAUUUCAAGAUCUAGCAAUUGGAGAGCGUGGUGGUCGGAGACGUGACUUCCAUGAUCUUGGUGUUUGUACUAGGCAGACGAUUGAACAUGUCAAAGAAUCAAAAUCAGGUGUUUCUGGCAGAUCUAUUCAGCUACGCACUAACCAUGUCAAAUUGGUUAGUAGACCACAAUGGGUCUUGUAUCAAUACCAUGUUGACUACAAUCCGCAGAUGGAAUCCAGGGCCCUGAGAUCAGCUUUACUUUACCAUCAUGAUGAGUUAAUCGGAAAAGCUCGUGCAUUUGAUGGAACUGUGCUUUUUCUGCCAAGAAGACUGAAUAAGAUCAGUGAAGUGUUUAGUAGCACGCGCAGUGGAGAAAAAGUUAAAAUUACAAUUACUUUGACAAAUGAGUUACCACCAACUUCACCAACCUGCUUUCACUUUUACAACAUUAUAUUUCGAAAGCUUCUCAAGAUGAUGAAUAUGAAGCAAAUAGGCCGUAACUAUUAUAACCCGAAUGAUUCUAUAGAUGUCAAAGCACACAAGCUAGCUGUGUGGCCAGGCUUUACAGCCUCUAUUUUGCAGUAUGAAACUAACAUCAUGUUGUCCAUUGACGUAAGCCAUAAAGUUCUCCGAAGUGAAACCGUCCUGAAUGUAAUGCACAAUUUACAUUUAAAAAUUGGACCACACCACUUUUUUGACGCCUGCAGUAAAGAACUGAUUGGACAAAUAGUUCUUACCAAGUACAACAAUCGCACUUAUCGCAUAGAUGAUAUCAACUGGGAUUUUACUCCGGAGUCUUUUUUCAAGAAAUCAGAUGGCAGUGAUAUCAGUUUUAUCGACUAUUACAAGACUCAAUAUAACAAGGAUAUUACAGAUCUGAAACAGCCUGCUAUUAUCCACAAUCCCAAAAAGGUUAAAGGACCAGGAAAAAUGCAAGCAGGGCCCAUUAUUUUGAUCCCAGAAUUUUGCUAUUUAACAGGGUUAACUGACAGAAUGAGAAGUGAUUUCAAUGUAAUGAAAGAUCUAGCAACUCACACAAGGCUAGCACCAGAACAGAGAGAAGGUCAAGUAGGACGAUUUUUGCAGUAUAUUCACAAGGAUGACAAUGUCCAGAAAGAACUUCGUGACUGGGGCCUAAAUUUUGACACCAAACUUUUAUCCUUCACUGGCAGAGUUGCACCAGCAGAGAAAAUUUUGCUUUUAAACAAAGCUGUCGACUACAAUCCUCAGUCAGCAGACUGGUCAAGAGAUCUCAAAGGAACUUGUCUAAUUCACGUCAAGCAUAUGAAUAACUGGUUGUUGAUUUACACUCGAAGAAAUUAUGAUGCUGCUAAUGCUUUUACACAAAACCUGUUCAAAGUGUCUCAACAAUUAGGAAUAAGGAUGAGUCAGGCAGCUAUGAUUGAAGUAGAUGACAGCACAGAUGCAUAUGUUAGAGUCUUACAGCAGAGGGUUCGACCUGAUACACAGAUGGUUGUUUGCUUAUUAUCCAGUAACAGAAAGGAUCGAUAUGAUGCCAUCAAGAAGUACUUAUGCACUGAAUGCCCUGUUCCAAGUCAGUGUGUACUUGCCAGAACCUUGAGUAAACCACAAACCAUUUUUUCAGUUGCUUUAAAGAUUGCUUUACAGAUGAAUUGUAAAAUGGGUGGAGAACUAUGGAGUGUCGAAAUCCCACUGAAAGAUUUGAUGAUUGUUGGGAUUGAUUGCUAUCAUGAUACCUUGGCUGGAAAAAGAUCUAUUGCUGGAUUUGUUGCCAGCUUGAAUCAAGGGAUGACUCGAUGGUUUUCCCGCUGCAUUCUGCAAGAUCAAAAGCAAGAGAUUGUUGAUGGACUAAAAGUCUGCAUGCAAGCUGCUUUAAAUGCUUGGCAUGCCUGCAACAAAACACUUCCAUCACGAAUCAUAAUCUACAGAGAUGGAGUUGGAGAUGGUCAACUGAAGACGCUUGUGAAUUAUGAGAUUCAACAGUUUGUAGACUGUAUAAAUGCUGCAGGAAAAGACUACAAUCCCAGGCUUUCUGUUAUAAUUGUGAAAAAACGAAUUAGUGCAAGGUUCUUUGCUGAUAUGGGUGGACGACUCCAGAAUCCUCCUCCUGGGACAGUUGUUGAUGUGGAAGUGACCAGACCUGAAUGGUAUGACUUUUUCAUUAUCAGUCAAUCUGUGAGACAAGGCACAGUCUCUCCUACUCACUACAAUGUUGUGUACGACAAAAAUAACUUGAAACCUGACUACAUGCAGAGACUGACAUACAAACUUUGCCAUCUAUAUUACAACUGGCCUGGAGUUAUCAGAGUUCCUGCACCUUGCCAGUAUGCUCAUAAGUUGGCAUUUUUGGUUGGACAGAGUAUACACAAAGAGCCACAUCUGUCACUUGCUGAUCGAUUGUUCUACCUGUAAAUUAAUUGUAGAACUUGCUUGCAAUUUCUAUUGAGCUAAAGUUAUACCUUAGGUUUCUAUGUUAUCACAGCUGCUCUUAAUGAAGUUGGGGGAAAAAAACUGAUACUGUAUGUAUCUAUAACAGCUAUGUUUUUCUUAAUAGCAUCUCAAGAUAGGUACACACACAGUAUUUUGGAAAGCAUUUGGUGUUUAUUUUGGACUGUAUUUUGACCAUUCAUGACUGGUAUACAUCAGCAUCCUGUCAAGCAGGAUGCUGAUGUGCGAUAUCAGCGGUCCCAUUUGCUUUAAUGGACCAUGCUUAAUCUACUAGCGUCUAUGUUUGAACAAUUUCACACAAGUAUUUAUUUACUUUGCCGGACUCAGAAGAGUUGUCUGCUUUGCUAAAUAAAUGUAUACCUGAGGGUAAUGGUCCAAACAUCACUUGUUGACUACAUUUGGACCAUUAAAGGGGUACUCUGCCAAAAAGCAUCUUAUCCCAUAUCCAAGGAUAGAGUAUAAGAUGUCUGAUCGCAGGAGUCCUGCCGCUGGGGACUUCCGCGAUCUCCGGGCCUGGAGCGGCAGCGUCUGGAACACGGAAGCUUGGAGCUUCUGUGUUAGUGAUGUCACGCCCCCUCCAUUUAUGUCCAUGGGAGAGGACGUGGCGGCUGUAGUCGGAAUUUAUCCGGCACAGAGUGUAGUUCGCUUCAUGCACGGAUGACUGGGGUGCCGCGAUCAAACAUCUUAUUCCCUAUGCUUUGGCUAGGGGAUAAGAUGUUUUUCAGCAGAGUACACCUUUAAAGUGAAAUGGGCUGUUGGCGAUACAUGCCUAUAUACUUCAGCAUUCCUAUUUGAUAAGAUGUCGACUGUAUACCAGUCAGCUAUGGCGUAAUCAUGAUCUGAAUGUGGCCCAAAGGAUCAUCAUUUUGUUUCCCUCUCAGCAGAUAGAUUUGUGUUAAGUUUUAUAGGAGUUAAAGGAGAAUGCUAUGAAAAACAGCAUGAACUAGAAGACAGUAUCUCAUCUCCACAGAUUAUGCAUGAGAAGCUUAGAAAUGUGAACAGUAAGAGGCUUGAAUCACCAGUGUUUAUAGCUUAAUAGGUUUGUUUUUAUAAAGAUUUCUGUUGAUUUACAGUUUGUUAAAUGUACUUUAUUAUGUUACUGUGUUUAGUAUAAAGGUGGUUCAUUAAAACAUUCUACGUGCA
Messenger RNA from Hyla sarda, 3913 nucleotides. RefSeq names its product piwi like RNA-mediated gene silencing 1 (gene PIWIL1). The coding region runs from base 158 to 2734 and encodes 858 amino acids. The record is from RefSeq and is a predicted model, not a curated record. NCBI's taxonomy places the organism in Eukaryota, Metazoa, Chordata, Amphibia, Anura, Hylidae. Gene Ontology annotation, biological process: regulatory ncRNA-mediated gene silencing. Gene Ontology annotation, cellular component: P granule. The transcript is spliced from 21 exons. Gene Ontology annotation, molecular function: protein binding; piRNA binding.